AUGAGCGCGGACGUGGCGGUGUCUCUGUCGCUGCUCGCCGGGAUCGUGGCUCUGAGCGAUGCCACCCGCAGAUUGCUGACUCGGGCCCUCGCGCACACCGGGCUGUCGGUGUACGCGGUGGAGCUCGUGUCCACCUUCCAGCUGUGCUGCUGCACGCACGAGCUCAAGCUGCUGUCGGAGGUCGGCGGGAUCGAGCCUCGCCUCGCGCUCACCUUGACGUACGUAGCGGCCGUGGUGCACGGGCUCACCUUCAGCGGCGCCAUCGGGAACCCGUCCGGUGCGCUCGAGCACGCGUACCGCGCGCAGCUCUCCGGCGGGUGCGCACUGCGGCGGAUCGUGUGUCAGUUCGCCGCUGCCGUGGCUGCGCGAGCCGCGGUCCCGGUGCUGUGGAGCAUCGGGCUGUCCGGGCUGCACGCGCGGCACAAGCUGCUCGGUUUCCGGUGCAUCAGCCCCAUUCACGCGCCCCUGUCGCAGGCCGCCGCCGUGGAGCUCGCGUGCGCCUUCGCGGUUCAGACCGUCAUCACGCACACGCGGUCGGUGGAGGAGAAAUACCGCGUGCACGCGGUAGCCGCGACCAUCACUACAGUGGUGUACGCAGGCGGCAGUGUGACAGGAGCAGUGUUCAACCCAGCGCUGGCCUUCUCCACACAGUUCCCCUGCAGUGGACACUCCUUCCUGGACUACUGCUUAGUGUACUGGCUGGGACCGCUGCUGGGUAUGAUGAGCUCAGUGCUGCUGUUCGAUAAACUCGUCCCUUCGCUGUCGAGGAAAUCUUCCUCUCUGGAUCUCCCGACGGACGCCAAGAAGUCGGCCUGAACACUUUAACCGGAGCACAGAGUUCCUGACGGACUGCUCACCGUCUGCCGAGGAAACAGAAGAACACUGAAGAGCACUUUGUAUGGAGAGACUUUUAUUUUGACAUUCGAUCGCGGUCUUCCGGGUUGACCUCACAUUAGAAGCACAUCUAAGAAACUAAACCAAUUAAUUUUCUGAGGAGGCUGAUUGAACACAAAAAACAACACAAUACUGGAGUCUAAGACAUCUUGUCUAGUUAGGAAUCUUUGAGGUUAUUUUUUUGUUAUUUUUUAAUUAGUUACUAAAAGAACGUUUGCAUGAUUUGUAGGAUGUUUAUCGUCAGACUGGAUGGACGCUGACGUCAGCCUGUUGUCUGAUAACAGGAACGUUGUAGCUGCACAACAAACUCUGAGCCAGGUGGUGUUUUUAGGUAGAAUCAAGUCUUAACACUAAUCAGUCGACUGGAAACUGGAAACUGUUUGAUGAUAUCACACUGUACAGUACUUUUUAAACAGAGCUACAAACUGUGUAUUUUAUUCCUGUUUAUAAUUAAUGUGACAUUCCAGAGCCAAGCACAGAGCAGGAAUGAAGCGAACACGUCUGCACGGAUUUAUUUGGUGCCUUUGAAUUAUUCUGUAAAGACUAAAAACAGAUUAAACUGUACGAUCA
This is a messenger RNA of Stegastes partitus (bicolor damselfish), 1464 nucleotides long. RefSeq names its product aquaporin 11 (gene aqp11). Gene Ontology annotation, biological process: transmembrane transport. The record is from RefSeq and is a predicted model, not a curated record. NCBI's taxonomy places the organism in Eukaryota, Metazoa, Chordata, Actinopteri, Pomacentridae. The transcript is spliced from 3 exons. Gene Ontology annotation, molecular function: channel activity. Bases 1 to 816 code for a protein of 271 amino acids. Gene Ontology annotation, cellular component: cytoplasm; membrane.